This is a messenger RNA of Labeo rohita (rohu), 3416 nucleotides long. RefSeq lists its product as uncharacterized. Lineage: Eukaryota; Metazoa; Chordata; Actinopteri; Cypriniformes; Cyprinidae. The transcript is spliced from 2 exons. The record is from RefSeq and is a predicted model, not a curated record. The coding region runs from base 2129 to 2755 and encodes 208 amino acids.
CCUCGUUUUUGCAAGUUAUUGUUGCUAAUUGUAUGCCCCCUUGUUAGAUGUUGCGUGCCCCCCUGUUAGUCAUGGUCUGGCGCCGGCUCUGCAACAGCUCCUCCAAAGCGUCCACCACAUCAGCCUCCGCGGCAGAAGUAUCAGCACAAAAUACUAGCAUUAUCGAUUUGGCCGAGGCAAUCACUCCACACCAACCAGCCAACUUCAGAUUUCCUGGAAGGCAGUUCAGAAAAGAGACAUUUUCUCGUCAUUUAAUACAAACUGGUUCAACAAAUGGAGGUGGCUGCAUUGAGGAAGGUGAUCGCGUUGUCUGUUUUAGCUGUGUGAAAGCAGUGGAAAAACGUCUCAUUAAUGAAGAUAGUGUGAGGUUUGACAGCAGUUUUGUAAAGGGAGGCUUCACAAACUGGUGGAAAGCCACAGAAAAAUUCAACGAACAAGAGAAGUCUAAACUUCAUUGCGAUGCCAUUCAAAAAAUCGCUGUCGCUGGACAAAACACCCCAAUUACUGCUAUUUUAUCUGAUGCUGCCCGCCAAGCUCAAGAUACAGCAAGGCAUGUUUUGGAGCUAAUGUUCAGGUCAGUUCUCUUCCUAGGAAAAAAGGGGGUGGCUUUUCGGGGUGACAGCACACGUGAUGGCAUUUUUUUAUGAACUGAUGCUACAUACGUAGCGUACAUACAAUCUCCCAAGAGAGAGACAGUGGGUUAAAGGGGAAAUAACUGGCUCUCGGACACGAUCCAGAAUGAAAUCAUUCAACAGUAUGCCUGCGCAAAUCAACAUAAGAUUGUAUCCCGUGCCUCAAAUAGUCUGUUCUAUGGACUGACAGCUGAUGGUCACUCUGAUUUUCUUGGAUUUUACAGUGCCCCUGACAGCAGUGGAGAGACCCUGUUCAGGUGCAUCAAAGAUGUAUUUCUCAGGCUGAACAUCCCAUUAGAGCGUCUCCAUGGAUAUUGUUUCGAUGGAGCUUCUAACAUGUCAGGACGGUUUUUGGGUGUUCAGGCGUGGCUAAAAAAAUCAUGCCCAGAGUCCUUCUUCGUCCACUGUGCCAACCAUUCACUUGACUUAGUUCUUCAGGAGGCUGCACGUGAGGUGCGUCUCAUUGCGGAUUCAGGUAACUUUGUUCAGGGUGUAGCUGUGGUAAUCCGUGAGUCAGCAAAACGCAAGGAUCUCUAUUAGUCAAUGUUUGGCUGCGAUGAUGUAGUUACCUUACUGGCCAUAUGUCCAACAAGAUGGUGCAUACAGACAACAGCUAUCAAACGUGUGUGUAGUGGCUACAGAGAAAUAACCAAAACAAUGGAGCAGCUUAAGGAGGACAGGAGUGUUAGAGGAGAUAUCAGAGUGAAGAUCAGAGGCUUGCACAAGCAAGCAAUGAAAGCAAAAACCUAUUAUGGGCUCCUUUGUUGUGAAGCAAUAUUCGAGCCAUGUGAGUUGGUGGCCAGGAGUUUGCAGCAAACCAAAGCCAGUGCACUGGGCGCCCUUAAGUGUGCUGAACUGCUUGAUGCAUGGAGGCCCUUCAGGAUGAUGCAAUGGUGGAUAAAAUGCUACAAACUGUAUCCUCAGCAGGACUUAAAAUGUCAGAUGAGAAAAGGAUGACAAAACCCCCAACACACUAUCGACACACAGCAGAGCCAGAGGCAGAAUCACAAGUUGCACAACACUCAUUUUGGAGACGAGAAUUUUAUGAAGCUGUGGACUUGGUCAGAGCAGAAGUAAAGAGGAGAUUUGAUCAAGAUGGUGUGAAAACAGCAGCUCUCAGAGAAAACAUGUUUAUAACGGCAGCCAACAAGAAGCAAAUUGUAGAUGUAGAUUCUGUUCACCUGCCACAUCAGAUUGACAAACAAAGACUGGAGAUCCAGCUGAAAAUGAUGGGAGAUCUUUGCAGUGAUUCCAUCGAUACAGUAAAAGACAUCACAACAGCCAUGUUUAAACUCCAUCCACAAACAAGAGCUCUUUUCAAAGAAGUUGAAAACCUCCCCAUGAAAGUCUCCUCAUCUCAGCUGCUUCAUCAGAGAGAACAUUUUCUGCUCUCCGCCGUCUGAAGACAUGGUUACGCACAACCAUGACGCAAAAACGACUGACCCACCUUGCUCUGAUGCAUGUUCAUGGAGAUAUUUUGGACAGUUUAGACAUUGAUGCCCUCAUGUGUGACUUCAUCAGCAUCAGCCCAGAGAGAAAGGCCACAUUUGGAGUUCUGCAUACAGGCAGGCAGUAAAGGUGAGGACACGUUCGAGAUGCACUCGUUGCAGCUCGAGCUGGAGGCCUUGGAGAAGCAGAUCCAGGAGCUGUUGGUGAGGCAGACCGAGCUGAGAGACCAGAGAGCCGCUCUGGACUCCUCCCGGGUAAGUAACGUUAUACAGCGCGAUACUAACACUCUGACCACCUCUACUCCGUGUGCUUCUCUGCACAGCUCCCAUGCACCCUGGACGCGAUCUUCCCAGAUGUCCUUCACUCCGGUGCCGGGACACCACGGACCCUGGGUGCAGCAGCAGCAGAAGACGCAAGCCAGGCCCCGGCCGAGGACCUCGCCGCCUCCGGUCUUCGAGAUCUCCACCCGGAACCGCUUCGCUCCCCUCCGCGAGACGGAACGCGACGCUGUGAUUGUCGGAAACUCCAUUGUCCGGUACGUACGUGAUACUUUAGCUAAAGGUAAAUUCCACACCCACUGUUUUCCUGGUGCUCGCGUUCUCGAUGUUUCUGCGCAGAUACCCGCAAUCCUGAAGGACGGCGAGAGCGUCGGCGCGAUCGUCCUGCCGUUUUAGCUACUGUAUAUAGACCGCCAGGGCCAUAUACAGAUUUCCUAAAAGAAUUUGCAGAAUUCCUUUCAGAACUAUUGGUUAAUUUUGAUAAAGUGCUAAUUGUCGGAGAUUUUAACAUUCACGUUGAUAAUACAAAUGAUGCGUUAGGACUUGCGUUUACUGACCUAAUAAACUCUUUUGGAGUCAAGCAAAAUGUCACUGGGCCCACUCAUCGUUUUAAUCAUACGCUAGAUUUAAUUAUAUCGCAUGGAAUUGAUCUUACUGAUAUAGAUAUCGUACCUCAGAGUGAUGAUGUUUCUGACCAUUUCCUUGUAUCGUGCAUGCUGCGUAUCACUGAUAUUAACUAUAUGGCAAUAGUCUUGGCAGAACUAUUGUUCCAGCCACCGAAGAUAGAUUUACAAAUAACCUGCGUGAUUUAUCUCAGCUGCUCUGUGUACCCCUUAAUACACAGGAUCUAGACAAAAUGACUAGCAAUAUGGGCACCAUCUUCUCCGACACGUUAGAAGCUGUUGCCCCCAUCAAAUUGAAAAAAGUUAGAGAAAAACGUAUUGCGCCAUGGUACAACAGUAAUACCCAUUCCCUCAAGAAAGAAACUCGCAAUCUUGAGCGCAAAUGGAGAAAAACUAACUUGGAAGUUUUUAGAAUUGCAUGGAAAAACUGUAUG